AAGGAUAUCAUUUGCCUUAGCACCCAAGACAUCAUCAAUGAUCGUUGUCUCCAAACUCAACUCAAAAAUGUACAUUCAAACCAUGAUAGAUCUCUUACUAGAUGAACUCUACCAAAACAUGGCUGGGUUAGGUUAGAUGUUGAUAAUUUAGUCCAAUAAAACUACAACAUGUGGUGGCCUUAUUUGUGAUGACCAAGGAGAGUCGCUACAAAAAAAUGGGUCGGAUCUUUCUCUCUAUUUGCACCAUCUUCCUCCUUGCAAGUCUCUCUGUUGCAUUUGGUAUAAAUGGAGGAAUAGAAAGAACAGCAACGUGCAAUGUGACAAUAGGUCCUUGUAAGGAUGAAUGUUCAGAUCAGAAAUGUUGUGAGUUAAGGUGUAAUCAGAGAUUUCCAGAUCGACGAGCUCGUGGAUAUUGCCAAGUCACGAAGCCCCCAAAAAAAUUUCCUGAUUGUAUUUGCAUUUACGAUUGCUAAAAUCUUAAUUACCCAAAUUAUAUAUUCUAGCAAUUGACGGAGAUAUAUGCAAAAUAAAUUAAAUAAGGAGCUUAUAGUUAUUAAUUAUUAAUUUUGUCCACUA
Messenger RNA from Prosopis cineraria, 576 nucleotides. RefSeq lists its product as uncharacterized. Bases 189 to 473 code for a protein of 94 amino acids. NCBI's taxonomy places the organism in Eukaryota, Viridiplantae, Streptophyta, Magnoliopsida, Fabales, Fabaceae. The record is from RefSeq and is a predicted model, not a curated record. The transcript is spliced from 3 exons.